AUGUCACCACUAGAGGAAACUAUCUUCCGGACAAAAGCAUGGCAACCCCUUCGUAGAACAAGAGAGGGCCUGGAUAAAGCUAUCAAAAAAAUUGAGGAGCUCAUGAAGCAGGAGCUCCCCGCUCUGGUUGAUGAACGAAGAUUCCGCCGAAGGGAGCCACCAGAGCGCGUUGAGAGGGAUGAAUUUGGUCGGCCAAAAUGGCCCGAAGAACGCAUUCCAAUCGACCUGGAACCCAUCCCUGGCUUUAAUUUGCGCGCGCAAGUUGUUGGCCAGGGAGGUCAAUACGUGAAGCACAUCCAGCAGAAAACUCACUGCCGUGUCCAGAUCAAGGGCCGCGGAUCGGGAUUCAAGGAACAUGGCACUAACCAAGAAAGUGAUGAACCAAUGUAUUUGCAUGUUGCCGGACCCGACCCUAAUGAAGUCCAAAAUGCCAAAGCCCUGUGUGAGGAUUUACUCAGCAAUGUCAAGGAACAGUAUGAGAAAUUCAAAGAAAAUCCACCACCACAACGAGGCUACCACGGUGGUGGAGGCUACGGUCAUCGCGAUCGCCAUCAAUAUGGUAUGGGCUACUCCUCUGGAGGCGGUCAUCAUGGCGGCGGAGGAUAUAACAAUCAUUCUUCUCCUCAAACACCAUCGGGGAUGACUCCGCAGUCUGGCCCUGGAGCAACGCCUGCUCCACCUGCAGGUGGCGCUCAGCCGGAUUAUAGUUCUCAGGAUGCCCAAUACUAUGGCGGUCAAGACCCCUAUGCUGCGUAUGGAGGAUAUCAAAAUUAUGUUGCUUAUUAUCAAUAUUACCAACAAGCUGCACAACAGCAGCAACAGCAACAACAACAGGCUGGAUCUACUGCGCCUCCACCACCUCCUGAGUCCGCCGCGCCCCCACCCCCUCCACCUCCGCCUUCAUCAGAAACACCCCCUCCUCCACCACCGCCUCCUUCUGGCGGGUAUAAUUCAGUCCCACCGCCACCAGGUCUCUAG
This is a messenger RNA of Trichophyton verrucosum HKI 0517, 978 nucleotides long. RefSeq lists its product as uncharacterized. Bases 1 to 978 code for a protein of 325 amino acids. The record is from RefSeq and is a predicted model, not a curated record. Lineage: Eukaryota; Fungi; Ascomycota; Eurotiomycetes; Onygenales; Arthrodermataceae. The transcript has 5 exons. Gene Ontology annotation, cellular component: nucleus. Gene Ontology annotation, molecular function: RNA binding.